Messenger RNA from Myxocyprinus asiaticus (Chinese sucker), 2525 nucleotides. Its product is annotated as syntaxin-3-like. The record is from RefSeq and is a predicted model, not a curated record. Lineage: Eukaryota; Metazoa; Chordata; Actinopteri; Cypriniformes; Catostomidae. Gene Ontology annotation, molecular function: SNARE binding; SNAP receptor activity. The coding region runs from base 224 to 1222 and encodes 332 amino acids. Gene Ontology annotation, biological process: intracellular protein transport; exocytic insertion of neurotransmitter receptor to postsynaptic membrane; synaptic vesicle fusion to presynaptic active zone membrane. The transcript has 10 exons. Gene Ontology annotation, cellular component: postsynapse; presynaptic active zone membrane; plasma membrane.
GAGAGUAAUCUUGUGAUAUUUCUUGCAUGAGCAGAUUGGUUAGAGUGUGUAUGACCAUUAGAGUUCUUCGGUACCUGAUUAAUUGGGUACAUAUUCUAGGUAAAGUUAUCAUGUUUUCUAAUUUUCCAUUCUGAAAGCAACCUUUCUUGCUCUCUUAUAUAUUCUAUAUUAGGCAGUAUAGCAAUUUUACCUUUUGUAAGUGUCAUAGCAUAUUGGACUGAAGAUGAAGGACCGACUGGAACAACUUAAAUCGAAGUCGGAUCAAACCCCUGAUGAUGUGGAAGUUCCAGUGGAAAAUAAGGAAUUUAUGGAUGAGUUUUUUACACAGAUUGAAGAAAUCCGAUCCAGUAUAGACCAGAUUGACGAGAAAGUGGUUGAGAUAAAGCGACUGUAUUCUGUCAUCCUCUCUGCACCUACAUCAGACCAAAAGACACAGGAUGAAUUGGAGGCAGUCACCAAUGAGAUAAAGAAACUGGCCAACAAUGCUCGCAAUAAACUCAAAAGCAUUGAGCAGAGUUUGGCAUCCAAUACUGAGGAAAGAGUUUCAGCAGAUGUGCGGAUAAAGAAAUCUCAACAAGCCAUUCUUGCUAAGAAGUUUGUGGAGGUGAUGACCAAAUACAAUGAGGCCCAAUUGGAGUUUAGAGAGAAGAGCAAAGGGCGCAUCCAGAGACAACUGGAGAUUACGGGCAAAGCCACUACUGAUGAAGAAUUAGAGGAAAUGCUGGAUGGAGGCAAUGCCGCAGUCUUUACAGCUGGGAUUAUGGACUCAGGCAUCACAAAGCAGGCACUAAGUGAGAUUGAGGCACGACACAAAGAUAUCAUGCGACUGGAGAGCAGCAUUAAGGAGUUGCAUGAUAUGUUUGUGGACAUUGCAAUGCUGGUGGAGAAUCAGGGAAGCAUGAUAGACAGGAUUGAGAGCAACAUGGACCAGUCAGUGGGCUUUGUGGAAAGAGCCGUGGCUGACACUAAAAAGGCUGCAAAGUUCCAACAGGAAGCACGCAGGUUUAUUUUUUCCACUGGGUUUCAUCUGUUUUUUUUCUCUCUUCAUUUUUUUUUCUUGCAUGGAUGUCCUCUGUCUCUUGCACAUGAAUUCAACACCUCUUCUACAUCUGUUCACUUCAACUUUCAAAUCUCUCAUUCACUUUUUAUUCCUCUUGCUCUCCUCAACUGUUAUUGCCACGAUUUCCUGGCCACUCCCUUACACCUCUGUAGAAGAAGAUGAUGAUCAUGCUGUGCUGCACAAUUCUCGCUAUCAUCUGUGGUGCUCUCGUGUAUAGCUGGCUGACAUAAGCUUUGCAAGGUUUCUGUGCUUGUUUAUCUCAGUUUUCUUUUUUCUGUUCCUCCUAUUUUGUUAGUAUGUAUUGGACUUGCACUUUUAGAGACACUACUUUAAAAUGUGAUGUGCAAGCUGUCUGUUAGAUUUUUAUAAAGAGCUAUAUGAAAUAAUGUUUUUAUUGACAAUUAUUUUCAGUAAAGUUAUGAUAUAUUUCACAUAUGAAGAUAAAAGUUACAAAAAGAGAGAGGUUUUGCUUUAUGAGGUCUUAUUUUUGUAACUGACAAUCGAACCAUUAUAGACUGCCAGUGACUAAUAUUUUGUGCUCACUUAGUCUUUAUUGAAAAAAAUUCUUAAAUCUUUUUUAAAAAUCAUGUUUUAGCAAAUGAAGUAUUUUACGAUUUUCAAAGAGAGUGAAUGAAUUUCAGUCAUUACUGAUUGAAUGCUUAUUUAAAGGAAUAUUCCAGAUUAAAUACAAAUUAAGCUCAAUCGACAGCAUUUGUGGCAUAAUAUUGAUCACCACAAAAAUGUAUUUUGACUUGCCCCUCCUUUUUAAAAAAAAUAAAAAUAUGGGUUCCAGUGAGGCACUUACAAUGGAAGUGAAUGGGGCCAAUCUGUAAAUAUAAAAAAAAUACUCAGUUUCAAAAGUAUAGCCACAUGACGUAAACAAUAUGCAUGUUAACAUUAUUUUAGUGUAAUAAAAUCACCUAUUAACCUAUUCUGUGUAAAGUUAUAGCCAAUUUUACAACUUUGUUGCCAUGAUGAUGUAACAUCAACAACCCCUAAACCCUAAAAUGACUGUAAAAAUGACACUUUAAACAACUUUACAGCUCAAGUAAUACAUGAGUUUUAACAGAAGAAUUAAUGUAAGUGCUUUUAUAAAAUUAUAAGCUUCAUAUUUCUGCCUUUAAACCAUCCAAAAAUUGGCCCCAUUCACUUCCAAUGUAAAUGCCUCACUGUAACCUCGAUUUUCACUGAGUCUAAAUGAUUUUUUAUGGGAAUCAACAUUAUACCACAAAUGCUGUUUACUGAGCUUAACUUGUAUUGAACCCAGAAUAUUCAUUUAUGCAUAUAGUCGACUGUAUUUCUUAUGUUUAGUUGAAAAUGUUUGUCUUGUGUCAACAAAAAACGUAGAGUAGCCUAUUAUGGGGGCACCUCAGUUUAUUUAGAGUUAUGGCAGUGUGAAUGUGUCAUUAAAAGACCGGGGUUGUAUACAGAUGUGUCACUUGUUCUUUCGUCCAGGUUUAAAGAU